CCUCCUAAUGGUCGGCUAAGAGCAUAUGAGGGUGGAGCUAGUAGCCCAAGGACCUGCCAGUCACGGAUUUUCCUCAAGGCACAGAAGAAGGAGGAGGGGCCGUGACCCCAGCAGGUGAGCAGUCUCUCCUCUGCCUGGAAACCCCAUGCCUCGGCUUUCCCCUGCUUGCCUCUGAGUUCACGGAAUCCUUGGAAGGCCUGGGAGACUCACCUUUACUCAGAUGGUUACCUGUCUCGUACCCAGCUUGACCCUGGACUUUCAACAGUGAGGACAAAGAACAAGGAUAAUGGGGGGAUGCCCUCUUUCCAUGGAGGCCCGUGGCUUGUAAGCCCCAACCUCCUCUGGCCUCUGUCUGUGGAGCCUCCUUCAAACUGACAGAAAGAAAAGCACCUGCUAGGGACUGCCGUUCUUCUAGAGUCUUUCUACUGAUGCUCUGUGAGGUCCCCUGCGAGCCAUGAAGCCGGGGCUGGUCUUUCCUGGGCUUGCCUAUCCCAUCUUUCUCCUCCAAUCCCUCCCCUCUCUCCUCUGGGUUAAUUAGAGAAAGUUGUCUGUUGGCCUGCCUGGCAGGGUGGAGUUCAGGGGCAGGUCAGGAGCCCCAUGACAGCUCAAAAAGAAAAAAGAAAACAAAACCCACCAUUGGGCCCUUGUUCUUUCAUUCUUCUGUUUUCUAAAAACCAAACGUCUUGGCUUUGCAGAUCCACGCUAAGCUUGCCUCCAGCUGGCAACCUAAGGAGGGUAAAGGAGAAGCUCCCCGACUCCCAACCCCACCCCUUCCUCCGGGGAGCAAAACUAAGUCCCGCCCUGGCUGCAGAUCCCUCCCACACUGGACUUAGGAAACCCUCAGCACAGACAAUAGCCCUGCAUUCCCCACACCGCACCCACACUCAGCCACUGUGGGCGAGGAGGGCCAGGCUCCCGAAAGCUCAGGUGGUCUAUGUUGCCCGCAACGCAAAGGACGUGGCCGUCUCCUACCACCAUUUCUACCAGAUGGCCAAGGUGCACCCUGACCCUGGGACCUGGGACAGCUUCCUGGAGAAGUUCAUGGCCGGAGAAGUGUGCUACGGUUCCUGGUACCAGCACGUGCGGGAGUGGUGGGAGCUGAGCUGCACACACCCUGUUCUCUACCUCUUCUAUGAAGACAUGAAGGAGAACCCCAAAAGGGAGAUUCAGAAGAUCCUGGAGUUUGUGGGGCGCUCCCUGCCAGAGGACACCCUGGACUUCAUCGUUCAGCACACGUCAUUCAAGGAGAUGAAGAAGAACCCCAUGACCAACUACUCCACUCUCCCCAAGGAGUUAAUGGACCACAGCAUCUCCCCCUUCAUGAGGAAAGGCACGGCUGGGGACUGGAAAACCACCUUCACCGUGGCGCAGAAUGAGCGCUUCGACGCGGACUAUGAGGAGAAGAUGGCAGGCUGCAGCCUCAGCUUCCGCUCCCAGCUGUGACAGGGGCUCCCGGGGUCACUGCAGAGGGAGUGUUCGAGUCAAGCCUGACCAAGGGGCUCAAGAAUAAAGUGUGAUUUGUGUUCAA
Molecule: messenger RNA, 1528 nt
Organism: Callithrix jacchus (white-tufted-ear marmoset)
Lineage: Eukaryota; Metazoa; Chordata; Mammalia; Primates; Cebidae
Product: sulfotransferase 1A1
Molecular function (GO): sulfotransferase activity
Source: RefSeq, a predicted model, not a curated record